CUGGUCGAAGCGCGAGGAGUCGUGAAGCGCUUCGGUGGCCUCACGGCCGUGCACAGCCUCGAUCUGACCCUUCGGGAAGGCGAGAUCCUGGGCCUCAUCGGCCCGAAUGGCGCGGGCAAGACAACUCUCUUCAACCUGCUGAGCGGCCAAUUUCCCCCCGACGCCGGACAGAUUCGCUUGCUUGGCCGGGAAAUCCAGCACCUUCCGUCCCACCGGAUCUGCCGGCUGGGGCUCGCGCGCACCUUUCAGGUCCCGCGCCCCUUCCUGGCAAUGACGGUGUUCGAAAGCGUCCUGGUCGGCGCGCAGUUCGGCCGGCGCGUCUCCGGAGUUUCCCCUUCCGACACGGCGGAGGCAUGCCUUUCCCUGACCCGGCUCGGAUCCCGUCGCGAGGCGCCCGUCCAUUUCUUGAACCUGGCCGAACGAAAGCGACUCGACCUCGCGCGCGCCCUCGCGACCAGACCCCGGGUUCUCCUGGUCGACGAGGUGGCAGCGGGCCUCAAUCCCACCGAAGUGCGCGAAACCGUGGGGAUCUUGAGGGAGGUCCACGCGAGCGGUAUCGGCAUCAUCUACGUCGAACAUGUAAUGGAAGCGGUACUGGAUAUCUCCCAUCGUGUUCACGUGCUCGACCACGGCGCCACGAUCGCGAUCGGAACCCCCGAAGAAGUAACGCGGAAUCCCGCCGUGAUCGAGGCGUAUCUCGGCCGGUCGGCCGGAUCCUGA
Geodia barretti is the source of this 720-nucleotide messenger RNA. NCBI's taxonomy places the organism in Eukaryota, Metazoa, Porifera, Demospongiae, Tetractinellida, Geodiidae. The record is from the annotation of a GenBank genome assembly.